Momordica charantia (bitter melon) is the source of this 2079-nucleotide messenger RNA. RefSeq names its product Galactose oxidase/kelch repeat superfamily protein. Gene Ontology annotation, molecular function: protein binding. The record is from RefSeq and is a predicted model, not a curated record. Lineage: Eukaryota; Viridiplantae; Streptophyta; Magnoliopsida; Cucurbitales; Cucurbitaceae. Gene Ontology annotation, cellular component: nucleus.
AAUGUACGGCCAUCGCUCCAAAACUGCCCAUUUUUCUGCUUUCUUUAGCCCCACCYUUCGAUCUCUCGUCUCCCACUGCUCCCUAUUUCUCCGCCGCCUCCUCGCCGUCGCCGGCGAUAUGUUCUGUUCCAAGUAGUUUUCCUCCAGCAACCCAUAAGUCAAGGAUCAGAUUCACUUUCCGGCCUUCCGGAUGACGAUUCUGUUCGGAUUUCCGGAGCGCGGCUGGGAAGCUUCCGGAAAGUUGUUGCGAUUCAGGGUAUUAUCGGGAUUCUAAAUCCUCUUUGUUUGUUUGCUUCGAAUUUGAAUGGUUUGGAUUGGAGCUGAAUGGUGUUUUGCUUUUUAUUUGGUAAUUGUAUAGAUACAUAGAUGGAGAAAUUCCAGGGUUAUCACGGCCUAGAUUGUCGAAAUUGUUAGAUUGAUGGAAGGAGUAAUAAAUGGACGGAAUCUGGUUGCCCACAAGGAUCAGAAUUCUUUUCUGGACAUGGGGAGGAUUCUCCGGAGAUGUGGCAUAGUCAAAUUUUCGUUUUGAUGGUUUUUGUUUGGUGGAUUUGGUGGGGUUUUUUUGGGUAUACCGAAAUAGUUGUUUAACAUGGAAAACAGAAUUUGUGUUCAUACUCGUAUGGAGGUGGACAAUGAAGAAGAAGAAGUACCUCAUCUCUUGGACUUAAACACAAGAGGAAGAGUGAAUGAUGAUCAUGGUCACCAUCUUGGAUCAAGUGAUUCACUGUUCCCAGGUCUCAUUGAUGAUGUGGCCCUGAAUUGCCUUGCUUGGGUUUGCCAAUCAGAUUACACUUCAUUGUCAUGUAUUAACUCAAAGUUUAACAAGUUGGUGAGAAGUGGUGAUCUAUAUGGGUGGAGGAAGCAUUUGGGGAUAAAGGAGCAUUGGGUGUAUCUGGUUUGUGAUUUAAAGGGUUGGGAAGCAUUUGAUCCUUUGAGGAAAGUGUGGAUGACUUUGCCUAAGAUGCCUUGUGAUGAGUGCUUCAAUCAUGCAGACAAGGAAUCGUUGGCUGUAGGAAGCGAACUGUUAGUUUUUGGCCGUGAGAUGUUUGACUUUGCUAUAUGGAAGUAUAAUUCGACUUGUAAUAGUUGGGUAAAGUGUCAAGGAAUGAACCGACGUCGCUGUCUGUUUGGCUCUGGUAGCCUUGGUCCGAUUGCUAUUGUAGCAGGUGGAAGUGAUAUAAAUGGGAAUGUUUUAGACUCUGCAGAGUUGUAUGACUCUUCAUUGGGUACAUGGGAAAUGUUGCCCAAGAUGACUACCCCGCGUAGAUUGUGUUCGGGUUUUUUUAUGGAUGGGAAGUUUUACGUGAUUGGUGGAAUGUCGAGCUCCACUGUUUCACUAACAUGUGGGGAGGAGUACAAUUUUCAAACAAGAAAAUGGAGGAAAAUUGAGGGAAUGUAUCCCUAUGUCAAUAGGGCUGCUCAGGCUCCUCCCCUUGUUGCUGUGGUGGAUAACCAGUUAUAUGCUGUGGAGUAUCUAACCAACCUGGUUAAGAGGUAUGAAAAAGUGAAGAACACCUGGAAUGUAUUCGGAAGGCUUCCUCUGAGGGCGGAUUCUUCGAAUGGCUGGGGCCUGGCUUUCAAGACCUGUGGGGAGGAACUUCUGGUUGUAGGUGGACAAAGAGGUCCAAACGGUGAAGCAAUCGUACUGAAUGCUUGUUCUCCGAAGUUUGGCAUGAGGAAUGGCACCUUGGAUUGGAAGUUUCUCGGUGUGAAGGAGCACGUCGGAGUGUUUGUCUAUAACUGUGCUGUUAUGGGUUGCUUAUAGAAUAAUUGGACAGAAGAGCCCGAGACUCUGAAACCAGACCUGGCGCUUCUGGAGUUUCUCACUACAUCGUAUCUCGGUCGGCUUCAACUGUUUGUUGCCUCACCGUGUACGGUUUUUCGGUUUCUUAAUGUGCUUAUAUUUGGAUGUGUUUAUUAUGCAUUUCUUUGGUCGCCUUUUGGUUAGUUUGUUCAAGUUUCUUCAUUGUGUCCUUUACUAAUAAAUAAUUAUAGCCUCGCUGCUCACUGCAUAAUUGUUCAAUUCUAACAUUUCUAUUCUUGAUUAUUUCAAUGGUAAGUCAGUCCCGGUUUCGCUGC